AUGCGCAGGCUGCCAGGACGGGAGUGUCAGCAGGCCCCCGAAGCAACAUACCUACCUGGAUAUGAACAAAGGCUGCAGAAGCCAGCUUUCCUGCGAGGGCUUCGUGCUUUCGGCUUCGUGAGGCUUCUGCCACCUGUAUGGGGACUGACCUCCCCUGUUCCCGAAGCGUCGACUCCUGCAGCUCAUCCGCUGGAAGCCGGAGGUUUGAUUGUUGGGCUCGACGAUGGUGAGCACGUAUCCUUUGCAGGGACACAGAGGUGGCGCCAUGCGCACAGCGCCAGGCGAGCCUCAGCCGUAGGCUUCAGCAUUCUGAAUUGCCUUCGCGUUCCUUCAUUGUGGCUGGCAUGGCCGGGAACCGUCUGGGACCCAGCUGUAAGGUUCACGUUUCAUUGCAGCGCAAGCCUCUCUGUCUCAGCUGCCGAGGUGUGCCACGUGCGCCAAUGGUCGGUCAUUACCUACAUGCCUCAAGCCUCGCGCAGCGCUUGA
Symbiodinium natans is the source of this 486-nucleotide messenger RNA. NCBI's taxonomy places the organism in Eukaryota, Dinophyceae, Suessiales, Symbiodiniaceae. The record is from the annotation of a GenBank genome assembly.